GGUUGCACGUUGUGAUGAGUACGCGCGCGCGCGAUCGCUCGUCCACUCACCCCACGCACACAGAUAACACGUGUCUACAUGUAUUGUCGCGAUUACGGUGGAGUAGUAGUAGUAGUAGUAGUAGCAGUAGCGGUAACCCCUGCUGCUGAUUGUGAGCGAGGGAGAUAGUUUUGCGAGAGUAGGAGAAGGACCGGAGAUUACGUCCACCCCUCCAGAGGCGACGAGGAGAGGGAGCCGGGGCGAGCAGGCGAGAGAUCGCCAUCUGUCGUUGGGCCCGCGCCGAUACAGUGCUUGGACGAUUCUCGUGAGUGCCGUGCUGUGGCGCUAGCGUGCCAGUCAGUGGCGAAUACCCGCGCGUGAAUACAGUGAUUCAAACAAGAGGGAAGUACGACAGUGACGUUCCAUUGAUACUCUUUCCUGAAAGAAAGGAAAGAGGAGUUGGAACGACUCGAAACUCUCUCGGAAAAGACAAAAGAGAGAGGAAAACCCCGAAAGAAAAGGAUUUCCAGUGGCGAAGCGGGACAACCGAGCGUAUUGCAUAUUGUAUCACGUGGUACGCUCUUCUGGAUUCACCCGGUACUUUCACGACGGUGCGGCACAUCCCUCGAGCCGUGGUAAUGAGUACUAGUCCGGCUGCGGUGUGGUGACUUUCGUCGUGGUACCCUCUCGUGCGUGAACUUCUCCGCUUCUCGUUUGCUCCCCUCCCCGCCCCACCCGGCCCUUUCUCACCCCCCUCUGGGUCGAGCGUACGCGAGAAGUGGUGGCCCCUCCGCCGUGGACGACGAGCGCAUUGACUCCCGUUCAUCCUCGACUCCUCACAUGCGAGAGUCGAGCCGGGGUAUCCUUGAUUCCCCCACCGUCACCGCGACCGUCCCACCACCGGACACCGUGCAUCCCCUCCCUAGGUGUCCUUCCCCGCCGCCGCUGCCGAUCGCCGAGGGAGUAUUCCUCGCGGCGUGACGACGGUUGAUCAGUGCGCGGCUCGUCGUUGUUGCGACGAUUGACGAGAACGAGAGCGUCGUUGUUUGCUCGUUACUCAACGUCGGUCAGUGCUGACUCGCUGGCUCUAAGAAAAGUAUGAUCACGACGGAUCCGUCGCGCUCGUGACUCGCGCACGGAAAAGGAAAGGAGAAGAAAACAUCGGAGAUUUACGAGAGUCAUCAGUGGACAGAGAGAGAGAAUCCUUCGCGACUACACUACAUUGUCGGCUACAUGUAUAAUACAUAUACGCGGACGCGAAGGUUGUUCCCUCCCGGCGAGUCUCUCUCUCUCAACGUUUCUCGUCGUCCCACGGAUAUUGGAAUAAAGUGUGUCAACGGCAAGUGUGCAAAAAGUGAGAACCGCGCGUGAGAUCGUAGAAUCACGUUGGUCAAACGGUACGGCGCGACGCGCUCUCGACAGUGUGCCGCGCGUACAUCACCGCCGGCUAAAUUCAUUGUAUACACCGCGUUUGCGAUACAUCGCGCGGCGCUCGCGCGCAGCCGCAGUGCACAGUGGGAAAACGGAGAGUUGGUUCCGCUCGCGAAUCGCGCGUCGCGUCGCGUCGCGGCGUUCCACACGGUCCGUUCGGCCACUCGUUCACUCGUUCGCGCGUUCGUUCGUUUGUUUAUCCGUUGGUCGGUUCGCCGUUCCCGGGCGACGGCUCGCUCUACACCGACGGUACCGGCGGCACGCGGUGCGUGGCUAUGCAGCAGCCCCGUGGCGUCGCGGCGACUAGGUAACGCCGACGGGACGCGACGAGCAGGGCACGGGGUGCCCUCACAUCCGCGUCUCCUCCGCUUUCCGGGGAAGCGCCGGCGGCGUGUAAACACCGUGGGAUACGCGACGCGCCAACAUGUGGACCACGAUGCUCGUGUGGACGGCCGUCAUCGGUCUCCUGCCGACGCCUCGAGCGGUGAACGCCUCUGGGGUGUUCGAGCUGAGGCUAAAGUCCUUCGUAAACGAGUACGGCAAGGACAGCCUGGGCAAGUGCUGUUCCGGCAGCACAUCCAGAACAGGCGAAUGCUCGGGGGUUUGUAAGACGAGGUUCCGGGUCUGCCUGAAACAGUACCAGGUGAAGAUCGACACGACGACGCCAUGCACGUACGGCGACGUCGUGACGCCCGUCCUCGGCGAAAACGUCGUUAACCUCAGCACAAACGUCGCCCUACCGAGCUUCAGCAACCCCAUCAGGUUCCCGUUCGAUUUUACGUGGCCGGGUACAUUCUCGCUGAUAGUCGAAGCUUAUCACGACUCGAACAACAGCACGCACCAGUCAGCCGAGAAAGUCUUGAUCACACGACUGACCACCCAGAAGUGGCUGGAUGUCGGGCCGGAAUGGACCUUGGACGAGCACAAGAGUGCGCACUCCGAGAUGCAGUAUGAGUACAGGGUGACGUGCGUGGCGCACUAUUACGGCAAGGGUUGCGAGAACCUGUGCCGGCCGAGAGAUGACAACUUUGGCCACUACAGCUGCAGCCCGACCGGCGAGCGCGUCUGCCUCUCCGGCUGGAAGGGCGACUACUGCAAUACUCCCCGCUGCCUGCCCGGAUGCGACGAACAGCACGGACACUGCAAUCGACCCAACGAAUGCACAUGCCACAACGGCUGGAAGGGCCCGAUGUGCAAUCAGUGCGUCCGGUACCCGGGCUGCCUCCACGGUAGCUGCCAGAAACCCUGGGAGUGCGAGUGCGACGAAGGUUGGGGCGGACUGUUCUGCAACCAAGAUCUCAACUAUUGCACGAAUCACAAACCAUGCCUGAACGGUGGCACCUGCUUCAACACCGGCCAGGGCUCGUACACCUGCUCAUGCCCGUCAGGUUUCACUGGCACUGACUGCCAGACGCCGCUCUUCGACUGUCAUUCGAAGCCCUGCCUGAACGGUGGUACCUGCUCGAUGGAAGCAUCCGUGAGCGCCUACGCCAACGGCACCGAGCUGUCGUCUUCCACCGGCAAACAGCAUCAUCGUGGUGGCUACCGUUGCACCUGUCCGCCCGGUUGGCGCGGCCGGCACUGUGAGAUCACCUCGAGAUCCUGCCGGGACUUGCCGUGCCAUCACGGCGCCACCUGCGAGGACGAUUCCAUGCGUGGCUACGUGUGUCGAUGCCCGGCUGGCUACACCGGCGUCGACUGCGAGACCCAGCUAGACGAGUGCGCGCCAAAUCCCUGCGCAAAUGGUGGUACCUGCACCGACUACGUCAAUGGUUAUCGAUGUACCUGCCCGGCCGGCUUCACCGGCGAACGCUGUGAGAUCAACGUGGACGACUGCCAGGGUGAUCCGUGCCUGAACAGCGGCACCUGCGUGGACCUGGUGAACGGCUUUCGCUGCCAGUGCGUGCCAGGCUAUGUCGGUCGGCUGUGCCAGGACAAGGUGGACUACUGCCUAGCAAAACCGUGCGCGAACGGCGGCAGGUGCAUCUCCGGGACCAACGAUUACCGUUGCGCGUGCAAGCCCGGCUUCACCGGCAAGGACUGCAGCGUGGAUGUGGAUGAAUGCCGAAGCGCGCCGUGCAAGAACGGCGGCACGUGCCGCAACCGCGUCAACGGCUUCCUGUGCGAGUGUCCGACAGGUUGGCACGGCGACACCUGCGGCGAGGAGGCGGGCGCCGCCAUGGGACCACCGGCCGUUUUACCAUCUACGGUCGCAUCCUCGAAUACCGGAUCGACAAUACCAGCAGCAGUGCCACCCUCGGGCGCCAGCUACUGGUCCGGUAAUCUCUCGAAACACGUCGCUUCGGCAGAAGCUAGGGACACCAAUCUGACGACGGAACACGUGGUGAUGAUCGCGACUCUAUCCACCGCGGUGCCAGCAUUCGUACUGGUCGCCGCAAUCGCGGUCAUGUGCAUGAAGAGACGGCAAAAGCGAGAACAGGCAAAGGCCGAUGAGGAAGCGAGGUUGCAGAAUGAAAGGAACGCAGUGCACAGCAGUAUGAGCAAACGUAGCGCCAGCACCAUCGGCGUCGGCAGUGCCGUCAUCGGUGGCGGCGGCGGUGGCUGUCUGGGCAGUAGCGGCGGUCUUGGCAGCGUCGGCGGUCUCCUCGGUGGCGCCGGUAGCAGCCUAAUCGGUGCCGGUGGUGGCAGCGUGUGUGCCCUAGGUGCCGGCGACGCGCAUAUGAUCAAGAAUACCUGGACGGCAAGCAAAAGCGUGAACAACGUAGCGUCAGUAGCCCGACAGGACGAUCUGGAUUCAUCAUUUCAGACUGACGUGACGUUGGACAGCUCGUGUUCCGGUUACAAGCCGGAACCAGUGCUGCAGGACGGUCGAACAACGAGGACAACGAAACAACUGAACACGGAGGCCGCCGCUCAUCGAGCGUCUACCCAUCUCUACCAGAAAGAGAAGGACUGUCUCGGCCUGGGCCUCGGUAUCGGGGUUCUCGAAAGUGCCAAGAGGUCGUCUGUAUUUGCCGCCGCCGCUAACGCGUCGGACAAUUGCUGCGCCGCGGAGGCGGCUCUGAUGAAGAGGCCGACGACAAUAUCGGAAGCCACCAGCGGUAUUGGUGGUAGUGGUAAUCCACCGGGAAGCGGUGCCACGGACAACGGCAGUUGCGGUGUGUACGUGAUAGACGAUCAUUAUAGGCACGACGCCGCGUUGGCGGCGACGCUCGCGACGGAAGUUUAGUAAGACCUCCCGGACGUAUUGUAGAGUAGACUUCAUUAGUGAUAGAGAGAAAGAGAGAGAGAAAGAGAGUGCGUGUGUGAGAUUAGAAACAGUCGUGUGCGUGUGCAUGCGUCGUGACCGCGUGCAAAUCGUGUUUACCCGGGCGCGUGAAUUAACGGACCCACCUCGUUCGGUCUCCUCCGAUUUCCUCGGGCGGCGUCGCGCGAUAUUCUCAGGAAGGCGGCGUCUCCGUUUCCAGAUGCGCGUUUGUUUCUUUUCCAUUCUUUUUUCUCCUUUUUUUUAUUCUCUUUACAAUCCCUUUGCUAACGCGUGCGGUACUUGUAUAUCCGCGAUCGGCGCCGCUAGUCGCCGCCGGUGGGACUCCGCGAUCGAGACAGAGGAUCGCGAUCGAGGAGAGAGGAGAAACGCGCGUUGGCCAGUUUGCGAGCGGCGGUAAGCGCGUAUCGUCCCGGUCGUACUGGACGAAAACGGCGACGGACUGGUCGAAGACAUUCGAUCGCGGCUGAUCGAGAGGCGGUAGAAGGAAAGAGAAGAAUUAACGCGAUGCUGUGGGGGUCGGCCGGUUACCUCGACGGCUGCCGACCUAUCCUUAGGUAUUAAUAUUAUAUCGUGCUCGAAAGCGAAACUCUGUACAGAACUAAUUUAUUAUUAUUGUUAUUUACUUAUUGUAUUGUAUUACUGAUUGCUAUUAAUUAUUAUUAUUAUUAAUAUUAUUACACCGUAAUAUUGCAUUAUCAUUGUUCCCGGCAUUAGUUCUUUUUCGAAUUUGCGUGACCGAGUUCUCAGCUGCCGAUUGGAGCAAGAGUACGACAGCGAGAGAUCUUAUGUGUACGUUAUGUCCAUGUACGUGUGGAAUGAGCGAGUGUGCAGUGUGCGUGUAUAGUUGCGAGCGAGAAAGUUCAACGACGGAGCAGCAUUUUCGAACGACGUCGCCUCUUCGCACUUGCGUUUAACGUUUCACAUAACAGCUUUCCUCUAUUUUUCGUUUUUUUUGUUUUUUUUUUAUAGAUUUUUUAUAAACAGUGAGAUGCAUUAUUUUUCUUGAAAUACCGUUACACGACGCAGGAGCUGUCGAUUAGAUGGCAACAAUGAUCUUAGUAUCGAUGAGAAGUAUGAAUUUAAUUGAUUGAUUGAUGAUGAGGAAAUGACGUGAAACGAAAAGAUUUGCCCCACUCAUCGGGAUUCUCCAUCUUGGUCACAUUCUUGAUCAGUCGAGCGAUUCGUGGUUCAUCUUCUUUUAACAUCGUUCCUUGCACUUUUUCCCUGGCACUUGGAAGGAUGAAAAAUCAGACGUGUUAUCUGAAAUUUCAUUUUUGUAAUCUGAAGUCGUGCGUCGAUUAACGGUAACUUUCUUAAUUUCGAUAAUGACAAGGAUUUACAUGUGAAACUGAAAUAAGCGAUAAUUAGAAUAGGUUUUCGUAGAAAAAAAAAUUGAAAAAUACCAAAAAA
Molecule: messenger RNA, 6049 nt
Organism: Ooceraea biroi (clonal raider ant)
Lineage: Eukaryota; Metazoa; Arthropoda; Insecta; Hymenoptera; Formicidae
Gene: Delta
Product: neurogenic locus protein delta
Biological process (GO): cell communication; Notch signaling pathway; multicellular organism development
Cellular component (GO): membrane
Molecular function (GO): calcium ion binding
Source: RefSeq, a predicted model, not a curated record